Haplochromis burtoni (Burton's mouthbrooder) is the source of this 1922-nucleotide messenger RNA. Its product is annotated as C-C chemokine receptor type 1-like. Gene Ontology annotation, biological process: chemotaxis; immune response; G protein-coupled receptor signaling pathway. Gene Ontology annotation, molecular function: chemokine receptor activity. The transcript is spliced from 3 exons. The record is from RefSeq and is a predicted model, not a curated record. Gene Ontology annotation, cellular component: membrane. Bases 108 to 1154 code for a protein of 348 amino acids. Lineage: Eukaryota; Metazoa; Chordata; Actinopteri; Cichliformes; Cichlidae.
UAGUUAAUCCCUGCACACCUAAAGAGAUCACAUCAAUAAAACACGAAAAACAAGAAGCGUUGAAGUGUAAUUCCUGACCUCACCUGAGACAUCACUGAGAUAUCACCAUGGCAGCAGAAUAUAAUGACACAGAAGACAAUUACGGCAAUUACAGUGAUUUUGAUUACGGAGACUAUGCUCCAGCCACCGAUGUACGGGAAUUCAGCCAAGCGUUUCUUGCCACUCUCUACAGUUUGGUUUUCAUCCUGGGCUUCAUAGGUAACGGACUAGUGGUGUGUGUCCUGGUGAAGCAUCGCAAUCAGAGCAACCUGACAGACAUCUGCCUCUUCAACCUGGCUCUCUCUGACCUCCUCUUCAUCUUCAUGCUGCCUUUCUUCUCUCACAAUACCAGGGUUGGCCAGUGGACUUUUGGAGACUUCAUGUGCCGUUUGAUCUCCGGGUCUCACCACAUUGGCUUCUUCAGCAGCAUCUUCUUCAUGGUUGUCAUGACGCUGGACCGCUACAUGAUCAUCGUGCACGCUCACAGGGUUGCACGUUAUCGCACAAAGAAGGCAGCCAUCAUUCUGACCGUGCUCGUUUGGAUGCUGAGCUUGUUUGUCUCUCUGCCGGAUUUUAUCUUCAUAGAGGAAACAGAGGAGUACCAGGAGUUUGGAUGUGACUAUCCUGAGGAGAGCAAAGUCUGGGAGCGUUACAACCUGUUCACCACAAAUGUGCUGGGUCUUGUGAUUCCCGUGCUGGUGAUGGUAGGUUGCUACUCCAGGAUCAUCCCCAGGCUGGUAAACAUGAGGACUGCAAAGAAGCACCGCAUCGUCAAGCUGAUCAUCUGUAUAGUGGUUGUAUUCUUCUUCCUCUGGGCUCCAUAUAACAUUUCCCUUUUCCUGGAGUUUCUUCAGGAAAGAGAAAUAAUCCUCAAUGAUGAAACCUGGUACAAAAAUGUAAAGCUGUCAAUAACAGUGACCGAGGCCUUAGCUUACACUCACUGCUGUCUGAAUCCCAUCAUUUAUGCUUUUGUGGGAGAGAAGUUUAUGAGACGAGCCUUGCAGCUGCUGAAAAAGUUGAUGCCUGGUUACAGCAGAGAUCUGACAGACAGCUCAUUCAGGAGGAGCUCAGUUAUGUCCGGGGGCUCUGAAAUCACCUCCUCCUUUAAACUGUAGGAGGUGGAGGGCAGUUGUAAGUAUUUUUACACCCUGUUAUUACUGCAGACCGUGUCUCAUACUUUUUUCAUUCAUUUGGUCACUUCUAUCUGACAAAUACCACAGUGUUCUUCACCUGUGUGGCACCUUCGAAAUGUGUUUGUACACCUUUGAACUAAUAGUAAUUUCUUCCCCUGACUGUUAGAUUUUAAAUGUACUCAUUACUUCUUCAAUGCCUUUAAUGUGUGUUAGCACUGCCAAUUUACAGUAUAUUAAUUACCUUCGACUCUAAUUAUCAAAUUCUAAAUGUAAAUGCUGCCUACUUAUAAAAUUAACCUGUUAGCUGUGCUGGCUGCUUUACAGAAUCUCGAGUAUCUCACUUUUUAAUGCCCUUCCUUCCUCAAGCGGAACUAAACUUGCUGGUCUGUUAAACUGAACCUGCUGUUUAUUUCAAUGUGUAACUUUCUUCUUCUUCUUUUUUAUGACCUUGCAAUUUCAUAGAAGCACAUCAAAAAUAGCAUACAACAAUUUCCGAGUAUAUCUUUGUACAAAAGAAGAUCUGAAAUAGCUGCAUGUGUGAAUUGUAAUUCUCUCUACUUCCACAUUGCUCUCUGAUGUUUAGCCUGAUAUUGUUCUUUUGUUUGUUGUAUUAUGUUGUGGUUCCUUGUAUUUGUCAUUGUUUGCCAAUGGAGCUGAUUGGAGUCAGGCAUCCAAUCAUCUCUUAUCCUCAUUUUGUAUUAUAGCUUUAUGAAGACAAUAAAUGAUACUGCAGAUAUUGAACUUAUGUCA